Paramecium pentaurelia is the source of this 1891-nucleotide messenger RNA. NCBI's taxonomy places the organism in Eukaryota, Ciliophora, Oligohymenophorea, Peniculida, Parameciidae. The record is from the annotation of a GenBank genome assembly.
AUGUACCUAUCAAAAUAAUAAACAAAGCAAAUAAAAGAAGAAAGAAAAUUACCUAUCAAAGUAUCUAUUAGAAUUCGUCCAUUAUUAAAGAAAGAGUAAGGUUAGGAGACAAUUAUCAAAACUGAAAAUGUAAUAUUUAACAAUUUUAUAUUAUUAUUUAGAAAAAGUUUGUUGUAAUUGAAUAGUCAACUUAAAUAUUUAAGUAAGAGUUUGAUAGAGUUUUUGAUGAUACAUCCUUAUAAGUAGAGAUUUAUAAUAAUUUGAAUGAUUGUAUUAAGUAAGCAUUUAAUGGAUUUAAUGGAACUAUUUUAGCAUAUGGUUAAACUGGAAGUGGUAAGUUAUUUGAUUAAAUAAAGGGAAAACUUAUACAAUGUUUGGAAGUGAUUGGGAAUCAUAAAUGAGUUUUGGAUUAAGUCAUUAAGCAACUUACUGUGAUGAUUUAAAAAAUGACAUUUCAUUUGCUGGGAUUAUUCCUAGAGUUAUCUUUGGAAUAUUCAAUAAUAUACCACCUAAUUUUUAUAUUUAUUGUUCAUUUUUGUAAAUCUAUAAUGAAAAGAUAUAUGAUUUAUUAUAAGAUCAUAAAAUACCUGUACCUUUGAAUUUACAUGAAAGUAAAUUGGAUGGAAUAUAUGUGGGUAAGCAUAAAUUUUAGUAUAUAGAUUUAUUAAUUUUUAGAGAAUUUAACAGAAUACGCUGUCAAUAAUUAUCAUGAUUGUAUAACUUUGAUGAAAAGAGGGGAGAGAAAUAGAAUAAUUAGAUAAACUACAAUGAAUUUAAAAUCUAGUCGUAGUCAUACAAUAUUUCAAUUGAUUAUUGAGACAAAUAAGGUUGAUAAAAAUGGAGUUCUAUUUAAAUCAAAAUUAAAUCUUUGUGAUUUAGCUGGAUCUGAAAAAAUAAAUAAAUUAGAAGCUCUUACUAAUGCUCAUUUAAUAGAAUUAAAGAAUAUCAAUUAAUCAUUAACAACAUUAGGUAAAGUAAUAUAAAAUUUAUCAUAAAAUAAUAAAAAUAAAUAGAAAUUACCUAUUCCAUAUAGAGAAUCAAAAUUAACAAGAUUAUUGUAAGAUAGUUUAGGUGGAAAUACAAUGACUCAUAUUAUUGUUAAUAUUGCACCAAAUAUAUAUAAUAUUGAUGAAACUGUUAGUAGUCUAAAAUUUGCAUAAAGAGCUAAAAAUGUAACUAUUUAAGUUUAACCAAAUAAAUAUAAUGCUAAUGAUUAAGUUUUAGUUAAUAAAUUAGUAAAGGAGGUAAUUUUAAUAUUGAUAUAAUUUAGAUUGAUUAUUUGAAAUCAUUAUUAAAUAUGAAAAGAAGUGGUUUAAAUUAAAAUGAUUUACAUUUUAAAUUAAUGAAAAUGCAAGAAGAAAAUGAAAGAUUAAGAGAAAUUUAAUUAAGUAAUGAUGAAGUAGAAAAAAUUAUUUAAGAAAAUAGAAAAAUGAAAGAAGAAUUAUAAAAAUUAUAAUAAUAAUCUUCUUUUGGUGAUCCUUCAGAAUCAAAUUCUAUUGUUAAGAAAAUGCAUAGUGAUGAAGGUUUUGUGUCUGAUGCUACAACAGAAAGAAGACCAUUAGCUUAUAAUGGAAUGUUUAUUAUAAGCAAUCCUUAAAAUUAAUAAAAAACAGAAGUUUAAGUUAGAUUUAAAGAUGGAAGAAAUAGAUUAUAAAUGAAAAAAGGUUAUGUUGAAAUAAGUGAACAAUAAGAAUAAAGAUAGAAACGAUUUCUAAGUGAAAAAAGAAGAGUAAUGGAAAGAUUAUAAUAUCUUGAAUAAUUGUAAGUAAAAAAUGAAAUGACUUAUUCAUUAUUAUCUUCACCUAGUCAUUUCAAUAGUUUUUAAUAAAAUGAAGAAAAGAAAUCAGCAAAAUAUAGAUUACUAGAAAAAUAAUUGAUUUAAAAGCAAUGA